Molecule: messenger RNA, 1550 nt
Organism: Mercenaria mercenaria
Lineage: Eukaryota; Metazoa; Mollusca; Bivalvia; Venerida; Veneridae
Product: neo-calmodulin-like
Exons: 6
Coding region: 296-862 (188 amino acids)
Cellular component (GO): myosin II complex
Molecular function (GO): calcium ion binding
Source: RefSeq, a predicted model, not a curated record
GACUGUAAAACAUAAUUAUUAGUUAUAAAGACUGAAAUCUAAAGACUGCUCAUUUAUAAAGACGUGUAUUCUAAUGCUAAAUCCGACUAAAGGAUUUAAAGUCGAAUUCUUAAUGUGAACUUUUCUUUUGAUAAAAACCUGUCCACAAAUAUAUAAACGGCUGUCAAUAUCAAAAUUACUUGUUUGGUAAAUAAUGUUAUUAUUAAUCAAACGGAUCGAGUGAAUGAGUGAAUAAUUUUGAAAUAUUCAAAAUUGUUUUGUUUUUGUAGUUUUAAUUGAGGGAGGACGCACUAUCAUGUUUCAGUUGAAGUCGGGUGAUCCUAUGGACAUGGAGCAAUGUGGGAUGGACGCGGAGGAAUGCGGCAUGUAUGACCCCAAUGAGGAUUAUGAGCAAGAUGAUGCUCCGCCGGGAGAACUGACACAGUGUCAAAAAGACAACAUAAAAGACCUAUAUGACUUGUACGACAUAGACAAGUCUGGUACACUUUCAUUUAAAGAGCUAAGAAAAUGUCUACAGGUGCUUGGAUUGAAUCCCACCGUGUCAGAUGUCAAAAAAAUAAUGAAGACACAUGAUGUUGGACCGGGAUCUAAAGGCAAAAAGAAGGUCACAUAUGAAGUAUUCGAGCAGAUAAUGAAGGAAGAAUUGUUAAGCCAUACCAGUAAUGAAUUCGAUCUCCUGGAGGCCUUUAAAAUUUUUGACCGUGACAAAAAUGGUACAUUAGAUAGGGAUGAAUUAAAAAGAUGCCUAACAUGUCUUGGUGAAUGCUUAACGGAUGCCGAGGUUGACGACUUAUUUGAUCAAUUAGAUACUGAUAAAAGUGGAACAUUGAGUGUCAUGGAGGCAUCAAAGAUUCUUGCGUGAGAGUCAGUAGAGUGUUAAUGACAAAGAACAAAAGGAUGUUUUUCUGACAAGACUAAGGACUUCUGACUUACAUGUGUAACAGUGUUACGAUAUUUAUCAUUAUGCAUUGAAACGAAGAUAUGAUGAUGUCAUAUGAAGCUCAUCAUUAGAAUUUUUCUGUGAUAACUGCAUUUAUUUUAUGAUAUAAGCCAUACUGCAUAAAUGGCACACUCGUUUGGUGCGCUUUGCGUUCUUGUAUACGAAAUAUUUCUCAAUCAUUUGAUUCUUUUGUUGUAGUUCAUGUAUUAUCGGAACAUUUAAACGUUUUCUUUCUUAGAGUUUUGAGGUUCGGUCUACAAGUAACUGUACUUUUAGCUUGUGAUGAUACCGAGAUAUUAAAUUAUUUUUAUACUGUUACAUACUGUUGAUGGCAUUAAGGGCUGGUCUGUUCAUAAUCAUGAUUUUCACUUCUCUUUCUAUCAUCAUGACCUUUUUAGCAUAGAAAUAUAAAAUCAUGUCAGAGGACGAUAUGUUAGACUGACUAUAGACAAACGAUGUUAUCCUCGUUAAAUAAAGUUAUGAUGAUGAUGAUCAUCAUUAUUAUUGUUAUUAUAUCAUACCGCAUCAAAUAAUAGUGUAAGAAAAAAAAUCAAUUUUCGUUCUUCAUAAGAAGCUGUUAUAUAGAAUAUAAAUAAUUAUUUUUGGCAGA